CAGCCUAGCCGAACUAUUCAAGCCAUUCUCAAUUCAUUCAAACUCAAAUACUUUAUCUUGAUAUUUAUAUUUCAUCCUGAGACUUGUGAAGUCAUUCUAUUAGAAGUUUAAUGAUAGAAGUUUCUUUUAAAUAGAUUUUCUUAUAUUUGGUUCAGACAAUUUUAAAGGGAUACAUACAAAACACUCCCACCUGCGCGUGAGGCUCCUCUUCACUGGAGUUGGGGACGCUUGUUCGCGUGAUUGGAUUUACCUUGUCGGAUCUAAAACAUGAGGUUAUAAUAGCGAUAUCCGCUGAACAAUAACAUUAACUGAUUAAUCUGCUCCACUGGAAGGAGGCACGUACGCAGUUGGAGCUGCUUGACUGGACUGAGUGAUACCGCCGAGUACCGACACCCGUCUCUAAACACGGUGAAGGAAAAUGACUGCGAAAGAAUGCGCGGCUUUCAUAGUCGUGCUUUUUCAAAGCUUGAUGUCUUCAAGUGGCAUGCUGUUGGGACCACAGGUGCUUCCUGCCAAAGAUCCAUACCGGCAUCGUGCUGGAGGUUCCCUCAAACUCACCUGCAGAGGAUCUACCCAGCUGCAUUGGGAGCUUGCCAGUAGAAAUCUAAACUCUGAAGGGGUCUAUGUAGAACCUUGUGACAUAACUGGGAACUGCAGCAAGCUGGUGAUACGCAACCUGAAGUACACUGACACAGGAUACUACACUUGCAGUUACAAAAAUUCCAGAGAACACGAGAGUUCCAUAUAUGUCUUUGUUAAAGAUCACCAACAUCCAUUCCUAGAGACCUCCACGGAACAAAUCCUUUAUACAAAUGAGGAUGAAAAGUUUCUGGAAAUUCCGUGCAGAACAACAUCUCCUAAUCUAACAGUUUCUUUAGAAACAAAUCCUCCCAUGAAAGAUUCUGUCAAAGAUUCUGUGAUAUGGGAUCCAAAAGUGGGUUUUAGGAUUCCUUUUGCUCCUAAUGAAAGCUACAACAUGAUCACAUGUGCCACCAGUGACAAACAAACAAAAGUUAAAAGAACAUUCAUUGUACUACGUUUGAGCAAUGUUUUGGAAGAUGUACGGAUUACUCUUGAGCAUCCAAGAAUCCUGGUUGGAGACACCCUAACCCUCACCUGUUCAGUACACACCAAAUUUAAUGGCAGGAUUAAAUUUGACUGGCAAAUUAAAAAUAGAUCUAUCAUUCAUGCCAGGAUUCAAGACACUUACAAGAGCAGUAAACUAAUUAUACCAAACGUGUCUAUGGAGGACAAUGGAAAAUACAUUUGUACAGCAACACUAAAUGGCUUGAAGAAACAUGCUUCAGUCAAGGUCAAAGUACAUGGCUUCCCCAUCAGCGCUUCUGUAUGCUAUGAGGUAAUGGACCAUAACCUCAUCGAGGAGGUGAAAGAAAAGGAUGUAGGACUCUUUACCAUUGCUUCAUCUGACAUGAAGAGUGGACUUCACAGGAACUUAAGCUGCACAUUUUUUGACAAAGGGAUGGCAUUACGGCCACAGCUGCAUCCUCCCAAAGACACACACCUGCAGUCUGCUGGAAGCUCCCUCAUACUCAUCUGCAGGGGGUCUGCUCAGGUACAGUGGAAGCUUGCCAGUAGGAAUUCCACCUCUGAAGGGGUCCAUGUGGAACCUUGUGAACUAACUGCAAACUGCAGCAAGCUGAUAAUACACAACUUGGAGUACACAGACACGGGAUAUUACAAUUGCAGUCACAUCGACUCCAGCAAACAUGAGAGUUUCACAUAUGUCUUUGUCAAAGAUCAUGAUCAUCCAUUUGUAGCGACCUUCAGAGAGGAAGUCCUGUAUGUAUACAGAGAACAAACGUCUCUGGAGAUCCCUUGCAGGACAACAUCUCCCAGUCAGAAAGUUACUUUGGAAAUGGAUUAUUCCCUGGAAGAGUCUGACAAAGAACUCAUCUUAUGGGACCCAAAAGUGGGUUUUAAGAUUCCACUGAAACCGCCGAUGACCUAUUUCACAUGUUCCACCAGUGUGAAUGGAAAAAAGGAUACAUUGCACUACUUCUUGCACCGUUAUGCCAAUACUCUGAAUAAUGUUCACAUCACUAACAAGCGUCCAAGAUUCCUAGUUGGACAAUCUCUAAAACUCACCUGUUCAGGAGAAACCACAUACAAUGGCAGGAUUAAUUUUGAUUGGAAAUUUCCAUUUAAACAUAACAAGCAUAAUUCUACACAUGUGUCAAGAAGUGAUCCUGCCAAAAUCAUUAAAAUGACCAGUGAACUAAAUAUAUCUAGUAUAACUCUGAAGGAAAGUGGCCAGUAUAUUUGCACAGCAACAUUAGAAGAAAGAUAUAAGAAGACUGCUGUUGUUAAUGUCACUGUAUAUGAGCAUCCAUUCCUCAAUGUGACCCAUGGGACACAUACGGUUGUUAGGGUUGAAGAAGGUAAAAAUUACCAAUUUAAACCACAGGUUGAUGCUCUGCCUGAGCCAGACGAAAUAGCGUGGUAUAAAGAUGGCCUCCCCAUCAACUCAUCCUGCUUUGAGGUAAAGGGCUAUGACCUCAUCAUCAAUGAAGCGAAAGAAAGGGAUGCAGGAGUCUUUACUGUUGCUUUAUCCAGCAGGGAGAGUGGGCUUCACAAGAACAUAAGUUACAGACUUUGGGUCAUUAUGAAACCCAAAAUAUCUGAAGAAGAGGUGGCUCCAGCAGGUCCUCAUACUUACAAGCUCGGCCAGGAGCACCAACUUACCUGUACUGUCUUUGGAUUCCCAAGGCCCACUAUCACAUGGCUGUGGCAGCCAUGUCACCCUGAUCACAGUCUUACACAGUGCAAAUUGUAUAAACUUCCAAUAAAUGUCAAAGACAGUACCAGUUUUUCAUAUCCAGCAAACUUGAUUAAGGACGUGUCCAGUGUUACUAAGGAGAUAAAUGGCAGAAACAAGACAAUAAGUACCCUGGUUGUGAUAGCUAGUGUGUCAGGUGUCUACAAAUGCAAAGCCAGGAAUGAAUUUGGAGAGAAAGAAAUGAAUAUACGUUUCUAUGUGAAUGAUCAACCACAGUCUUUUGAGGUUAAACCCUUAAAUGCGACUGAGGGAGAUAAUGUCACUCUGAUAUGCCAGGGCACACGAUUCCUCUAUGAUAGGCUAAGCUGGUAUGAUUCACAAAGUCGCCUGGUUCAGGAUCACAGUGACAUGCAGAUCAGCUCUUAUUCUGUUAACCUAUUACUCAGACUAAAGAAUGUUUCUAGAAACCACACAAACGGCUAUGGGUGCAGAGCAUUCAAUAUCUACACUGAGACUGAGGUCAAUACAACUUCUAACUUAAUCAUUCAGGAGAGACAAGUUCCCUGGUUUGUACAGAACUUGACCAGUCAAGAAGUGAAUACUAGCAGUACUCUGACCCUAACAUGUCUGGUCCAUGGUGCACCAGCUCCAUCUAUUACAUGGUACAAGGAAAAUAUUCCCAUCAAAGAAGGGCCAGGAAUUACUUUGAUGCAAAAUGGGGACCUGAUCAUCCAGAGGGUGAAGAAAGAGGAUGAAGGCAUGUAUAAGUGUCAGGCCAGUAAUUCUAUCGGUGUGGCAACGUCUAGUGCAGUCAUCACUGUACUGGGCGAUGAAGGCAAGCCAAAUAUUGAGGUGAUCAUCCUUGUGUGCACGGGAGUUGCUGCCACACUCCUUUGGAUUAUGCUCAUUCUCUUCAUCCGCAAGCUAAGAAAGCCAAGUUCUGCAGAUCUGAAGACAGGCUACCUGUCCAUCAUCAUGGAUCCUGACGAGAUGCCACUUAAUGAACAGUGUGAUCGUUUACCUUAUGACAGCAGCAAAUGGGAGUUCCCUAGAGACCGUCUCCGACUGGGUAAAACUCUGGGCCAUGGCGCUUUUGGAAAAGUUGUGGAGGCUUCAGCAUUUGGUAUAGACAAGCUCUCCACAUGCAAAACAGUUGCUGUUAAAAUGCUUAAAGGAGGAGCUACAAGCAGCGAAUGCAGAGCUCUUAUGUCUGAACUGAAGAUACUAAUUCAUAUUGGCCACCAUCUCAAUGUUGUCAAUCUACUAGGGGCCUGCACUAAACAAGGAGGCCCAUUGAUGAUCAUUGUAGAGUACUGCAAGUAUGGCAACCUUUCAAACUUCUUGAGAAGCAAGAGAGGAGACUUUGUGGUUUAUAAAUCACAGGACAGCAAAGGGCUGCUGACAAGUCCAGGGUGCGAGCUAAGUGAGCUUCUUAAGCGUCGACUGGAGAGCGUGGCUAGCACAGGAAGCUCAGCAAGCUCAGGCUUCAUUGAAGAUAAGAGCUACUGCGACUCAGAGGAAGAAGAGGAAGAGUCUGAUGACUUCUAUAAGAGAGUGUUGACACUAGAGGACUUAAUUUGCUACAGCUUUCAAGUAGCUAAAGGCAUGGAGUUUUUGGCUUCACGAAAAUGUAUUCACCGUGAUUUGGCAGCACGGAACAUCCUCCUGUCCGAAAACAACGUUGUUAAGAUAUGCGAUUUUGGACUAGCCAGAGAUGUGUAUAAAGAUCCAGACUAUGUCCGUAAAGGAGAUGCCAGACUUCCUCUUAAGUGGAUGGCACCAGAGGCCAUAUUUGACAAGAUCUAUACUACACAGAGUGAUGUUUGGGCCUUUGGUGUGCUAAUGUGGGAGAUCUUCUCUCUGGGUGCCUCUCCUUAUCCUGGUGUGCAAAUUAAUGAAGAAUUCUGCUGCCACUUGAAAGAGGGCACCAGAAUGCGAGCACCGGAGUAUGCUUCCUCUGAAAUAUAUCAGACCAUGCUGGACUGUUGGGAUGGAGAACCACAGCAGAGGCCCACUUUUACAGAGCUAGUGGAGAGGCUAGGAGACUUGCUCCAGGCAAGUGUACAGCAGGAGGGAAAACACUACAUUCCUAUUAAUACAGAACUACUGAGAAAAGCUGACCCAUCAAAAUCAAACCCUACAGAGAAAACAUCCUCAAGACCUGUCUCUAUCAGAAACUCUGGAAGCUCAUGGAACAUCAAGGUCCGUCCUGGCAGCAUCAAAACCUUUGAUGAAAUAACAAAUGAGAGUGAAACAAAUGAUAUGCAUGAGGGAGGGCAUUCAGACAGUGGCAUGGGUCUGUCCUCUGAUGAUCUAAAGAAGCUGAAGCAUUUUGAUUCCUUGGCUCAGCCCUUGAGUAUCAUGGUCCUGGCAAUGAAGACGAAGAGUAAGGAGUCUGUGUUGUCAGAGGGGGAGAAGGAGAAAUAUCCACCACUCAUUCCUUCACUAGACAUUAGUCUGGAAGAUUCCUCUCUGGAUCCAGAGCUGGAGUGUGACAGCCCUCCACCAGACUACAAUUAUGUUGUCCGCUAUUCCACGCCACCUGUCUAAGUUUCCAGCUGCUAAGAUAAGAUAAGUUAAGAUGAGAUAAGAUGAGAUGAGAUGAGAUUAAAUAAGAUAAGAUAAGAAAAGAAAAGAUAAGAUAAGAUAAGGAAAGAAAAAUCUUUAUUUAUCCCACAGAAAGUUGCAAACUCAUGCUACCCAUGAACCAUCAGGACCUCAUACUCAACCACCGGACUCUUUCAUUUACUACUUAUUACUCUGAGUAAGCUUUCUUUUUCUAAAAAAAAUUAACUAAGGAACAGAAAUUAAUUUUGAGUUCUGUUCCCAUUUUCACAGGUAUAUUUCUUAAUGUAAUUCCAGCACUGCUACCUUUAGUGUAUCUUGCCAUACUUCUGUAUAACCUCUUCCAGUGUAUAGAAGUAAGAGGUGCAAUGCUGCCAUAUUGUGUGUGUUUUUUUCUAAAAUCUGUUGAAACACAUCACAACAUAGUACUGUGAGAUUCACAAAUAGACCACCUCAGGUAUUUCUGUUAUCUACUGUAAACACAAAAAGCACAAAAUACAACAUACAGUUUCACAUAGUAUCAUAGAUUCAUUUGUAUCAAGUCAAAUUCACACGAUAAAAUAAACAAAUUUAAAAAGCAGAAAACAGCUUCUUUAUACUUUACAAAUAUGAAUACUGAAAGGUUUUGUAUUUUACUCUUUUACACAUAUAUUUAUCAGCUCUUUCUUUUAAAGGUUAUUUUAAAGAAAAUAUUUUUCAUCAGUGUAUACAAACAGGAUUGUUAUUGACUCACUAAAUUUUAAAGAAGCAAUAACUUGUUAAGUAAUUUUUCAUAGAUAAGUGCUUCUCAACCCUGGUGCUGACCCUGAGAGGACCACCUGUCCUGCACAUAUUAGUAUUCCGACUCUAUUACAUCCACAUUAAUUCAGAGUAGGCUGUUAAUUAUCUGUUAUGUAAAUCAUGUAUGUUGGGACCUGAGAAAGCACUAAAUGUAGGGGGCAGGUGGUCCUCCAGGACCAAGGUUGAGAAACACUACUGUAGAGGAUUUUCCUUUAUAGUUACUAUCCUUUAUCAAUUAUAAAGAACAACUGUAUGUAAAUCAGAUGUUAAAUCUUUGUAUGCACAUUAUUUUUAUUACAUGACACUACAUAAUACUCUCACUGUUAAACCUUUUUCAUAUUGUUGCACUAUUUUUUUUUUUUUUACUGAGUAGAUUAACACCACAAAUACCCAGCAUUAACAUUUGCCAUUUAGUUCAUUUCUAUAGAACAGGAUCAUGCAUGUUGGAAGGAAAUGUGAUCUGUAUGACACACUGUUUACAGCUUGUCCUUCCCUAACUCCUCAAUUUGAAUGGUUCUUAUUAUAAUUAAAAUGUCCCAGUAAAAUUGUUCAUUUAAAUAAUGGUUUUUGAAGGUGAAUAAAACAAAUCAUUUUAAUAAGAUAAAAAAAAUUGUUAUAGAGUAAAUAAUCCCAUAAGAUACAAGUUUAAUUAAUAAAUACUAAUUUAAGUUCUCUCUUAAGUGGAAUCCCUCUGAUACUUUUCAUGUCUAAUGUCUUUUGGGUUGUUUACACUGUAUACAUAAUAAUAUUCCAUUUACAAAUGAUUCUUAAUGUUAUUAACCUGUUCUGUUUGUGAUAUAAUCUAUCUAAAGCUUGCAGGGCAGGCAUAAAGAUUACUAAUUAAUAUAAGUCUCCACGUAUAUAUGGUCAUCAUAAAUUAUAUCAUAAAAAUAUGAACAUCUGCAGGUGAUAUCAAUAUGAACUAUUCAGUAACAAGUGACAGUAAGAAAUGUGUGGCCCUGUACCCAAGAUAUUUCUUAGUUCAGUAUUCAUUUCUUUAUUCAUUAUUCAUUUCUUCCUUCAGUAUUUAUGGGUAGAUAUAUCAAUGUUAUGGCAAUAUCUGCUAUCAAAUAAUGUUUGUAUUAUUUUUGACUUGUGCCCAUUGACAAAGCAUAUUGUAUGCACUGAGACGUUUUUAUGCAUUAUAAAUGUAUUUUAACCAGAUAUCAAUAAAGAUUUAUAUAUUUAUAUACAA
This is a messenger RNA of Clarias gariepinus (North African catfish), 7277 nucleotides long. RefSeq names its product kinase insert domain receptor like (gene kdrl). The transcript has 36 exons. The record is from RefSeq and is a predicted model, not a curated record. Gene Ontology annotation, biological process: multicellular organism development; protein phosphorylation; positive regulation of kinase activity. Lineage: Eukaryota; Metazoa; Chordata; Actinopteri; Siluriformes; Clariidae. Gene Ontology annotation, cellular component: signaling receptor complex. Gene Ontology annotation, molecular function: ATP binding; transmembrane receptor protein tyrosine kinase activity. The coding region runs from base 419 to 5287 and encodes 1622 amino acids.